AUGGUAAAGUAAUUAUUCACAGAAUAAGAGAAAUAAGAUCUAUUGAAAAAGAAAGCAAAAGAGAUAAGAGAGGAGUUUUUUUAAACUUAUGUUCCAAUAUAAAAUGCAGAGGAGUCAGAGAAGAAGAAACUGAUGAAAAAAGUCCCAUGGAAUGAACAUAUGACAGCAACUUCAGAUGAUAAAAUAUUAAUAGAUGCAACUUUGGGAAAUGAGGAAGCAUAAAGGGAAGUGUAAAUUUAUCAAAUUACCUUUGCAAAUGUGUAGAGAUCAAUAGCAUACUUAACAUAAGAAGGAGUUCCUGUUCAAAGACCUGAUGAUUUUGAAGUUGAAAUGUUUAAGAGUCCUAAAUAAAUGGAUAAAAUCAAUCUAAAAAUUGAGAAAAAGAGGGAUGAAAAAAAUAAAAAAGAAGAAGAAAAAAUGAAAAAGCAUAGUAAAAAAUUAAACAAAUAAAUGAAAAUCAAAAAAAUGAGAGAAGAACAUAAAGAAAAAAGAUAAAACAAGGUUGCCAUUGAGUAAUGGAAAAAAGAAAUCAAAGAAAAAGGAAGUGAUAAAGCUAGGGACUUAGAUGAAAUUAUCAAGUAAAAUAAUUAAAUAUCAAAAAAAUUUAAGAAGGAUAAAAACUAAUAACAAGAUGGUAUUAAAAAAAAUAGUAUGUUUAAAUAAAAGAAUGGUAAGUUUAAGAAGACAGGCAAGAUGAGAACAUAAGACAAUUCAUUCCAAAAAGGGGAAAACAGAAAUUUUGGAUAAAGAUCAUAAAGCUCUGAUGGAUUUAGAAAUAAUAAGUUUGAAGGAAAACCAUAAAAUAGUAGAAGUUUCUCAGCUUAAGGUGGCUAAAGAAAUAAUAAAUAAUUUGGUGGUGAUAGCCAUAGUUAAGAAAGAAAACCCUUUGGAGGUAGAGGAAAGUCAUUCGGAGGUGAAAAUAGAUCUGAAGGAAAUUCCUUCAGAGGGAGAGGAAGAGGUAGUGAAAACAGAUCUGAAGGAAACUCUUUCAGAGGAAGAGGAAGAGGAGGAGAUAGUAGAUCUUAAGGAAACUCUUUCAGAGGAAGAGGAAGAGGUGGUGAUAAUAGAUCUUAAGGAACUUCUUUCAGAGGAAGAGGAAGAGGAGGUGACAAUAGAUCCGACGGAAAUUCUUUUAGAGGAAGAGGAGGGAAGUCUUUUGGAGGAAGAGGAAAAUCAUUUGGAAGUGAUAAUAAUUCUGAAGGAAAAUCUUUUGGAGGAAGAGGAAGAGGAAGAGGUGGUUAAUUCGGCGGACAAAGAGGCGGUAGGUCUUUUGGAGGUAGAGGAAAAUCAUUCGGAAAUGAAAAUAGAUCUGAAGGAAAAUCUUUCGGAAGAGGAGGUAAAUUUGGGGGACAGCAAGGUGGUAGGCCAUUUAGAGGAAAACCAUAAGGUGGUAAGUCCUUCGGAGGAAAAUAACAUGGUGGUAAUAAAAAGGGAAAUUAGUCAUUUAAAAGACAAUCUUUCAGAUAAAAAGGAAAAAAAUGA
Paramecium tetraurelia is the source of this 1482-nucleotide messenger RNA. RefSeq lists its product as uncharacterized. Lineage: Eukaryota; Ciliophora; Oligohymenophorea; Peniculida; Parameciidae. Gene Ontology annotation, biological process: ribosomal large subunit biogenesis; rRNA processing. The record is from RefSeq and is a predicted model, not a curated record. The transcript has 3 exons. Gene Ontology annotation, cellular component: preribosome, large subunit precursor; nucleolus; nuclear periphery.